GAAAUCCCAAAGCAGCGGCACCUGCUACGGCCGAGACUUGCAGAAAUCUCUUUUUGUUUAUCAGCGGCACUUCUUGCGGCAGAGCUGUAAAGGGACCAUCCGUACAGCCCAAUAAUCAGGUAAUGAAGAACCAAAGAAUUGAUUUCUUUAUAAAGAAGGUGAAUUCUCAAUCUCAUGUUUCAUCUUCCCCAGAUUUAGUGGGUGAGCCCUCUUUCCCCAUUCCAGUAGAGGCUGUGGAGGUUCUAACAACUGAUUUUGAAACUUCUUCACAUGAAGAACCUCCACCAAAGGUCCCUCGACUUAAUAUUGCAUCAUUUGAUAGUUUGUCAAUGGAAAGAGAUCCUGGAAAGCGUCCACAAAUAUGCUCUUAUCGUGUGGAUCAACAAGAUGAAGUUAGAAGAGCUUACAUAAAGGCUGGUCCUUAUCAAUACGCGAUGUCUCCUUAUCCCUUAAACAGAAAAAAAAAGGCGUUUCCAGUAUUCAUGGUUCAAAUUAUUUCCAGAUUGGCUCGAAUACUCUCCAAGUAAAGAUGCUAUAUUCUGUUUGUCAUGCUAUUUAUGCGCUAAACCAAGUGGGCGUUUUGGUGCGGGAGCAUUUACAAUAGAAGGAUUUAAAUCGUGGAAAAAGGUCAAUGAUGGAGAGAAUUGUGCUCUGUUAACUCAUGUCGGAACCGAUCCCAAUUCACCCCAUAAAAGAGCAGUUAUGUGCUGUGUUGAUCUAAUGAAUGAAGCACAACAUAUUCAAAAAGUCAUUGAGAAACAAACUUCUCAACAGAUUGCCAACAAUCGAGUAUUACUCAAGACCUCAAUUGAUGCUGUUAGAUGGCUCACCUUUCAAGCAUGUGCAAUGAGAGGACACAAUGAACGACUUGAUUCACCCAAUCCAGGUAAUUUUAUCCAAUUGGUAAAAUUACUGGCAUCUUAUAAUGAACAUGUGUCUUCACUGGUGCUUGAUAAAGCUGCUUUUAAUGCCUCUUAUACAUCACCUCGGAUCCAAAAGGAGAUAUUGCAUAUUUUUGCAAAGAAAGUUCAGAAUGUUAUUCGAGAAAAUAUUGGUGAUGCCAAAUAUUGUGUUCUUGUUGACGAGGCUAGGGAUGAAUCAAAAAGGGAACAAAUGGCUAUUGUUUUAAGGGAUACGAUGGAGCAAGCAACAUGCGUGGAGAAUGGUCCGGAUUACAAGCACUUAUUUCUAAUGAGUGUCCAUAUGCUUAUUAUAUACACUGCUUUGCUCAUAGACUACAAUUGGCCUUAGUUGCAGCUGCCAAAGAGGUUAUUCCUAUUCAUCAUUUCUUUGAAAAGGUGAAUACAAUAACCAAUGUUGUUACCGCUUCUUGUAAACGGCAUGAUCAAUUACAAGCCGCACAAGCUGAAGAAAUUGCACGAUUAAUUCGUAUUGAAGAGUUAGAGACUGGGAGAGGUUUGAAUCAAGUAGGUACUUUAAAGAGGGCAAGCGAAACAAGAUGGAGUUCACAUUUGAGUUCUCUAAGAAGUUUGAAAAUCAUGUAUGUGGCUACUUGUUCAGUUUUGAAGAAUAUAAUUUCUGACGGAACCACAUAUGCUCAACGAGCAGAUGCAGAUGCAGUUUAUGAUGGAAUAACUUCUUUUGAAUUCAUUCUUAUUUUGCACAUUAUGAUAGAUAUUUUGGAAAUCUCAUAUGAUCUUUGUCAAGCUUUACAGUGCAAGUCUCAGGAUAUUGUGAAUGCAAUGCAUCUUGUCUCCACAACAAAGACAUUGAUCCAGAAGUUAAGAGAAGAUGGGUGGGAUCUCUUGUUUGGGAAAGUGAAACUAUUCUGUGAGAAGAUGAGUAUUGAUAUCCCCAAUAUGACUGACCAUUACACUGCAGGUAGAGGCCGAUCAAGGCGCAUAAAGGGUCCGAACACAAUGGCACAUCACUUUCAAUAUGAUAUUUUUAUUGCUACAGUUGAUUCUCAGUUGCAGGAACUGAAUGAGAGGUUUACUGCCAAUAUGAUGGAAUUGCUUGUGCUUUGUUCUGCUUUAGACCCUCGAGAUGAUUACAAAUAUUUUAGCAUUGAAAAUGUCUGUAAGCUCGAUGAGAAAUAUUAUCCAGAUGAUUUCUCCGAACAAGAAAAAUUACAUUUGAGAUUUCAAUUGGAGCACUUUGAGCUUGACAUUCAUCAAUUCCCAGGCCUUAAAAAUUUGUCAACAAUUUCAGAGCUUUGUCAAGAGUUAGUGAAGACAAGAAAGGCAGAGAUAUACCCUCUUGUUGAUAGAUUAGUUCGACUUGUGUUGACUCUUCCGAUUUCUACCGCUAGCGGUGAGCGUGCCUUUUCUGCUAUGAAACUUGUAAAGACAAGGCUUCGAAACAAAAUGGAGGAUGACUUUUUAACAAGUUAUCUGAUCACAUAUAUUGAGAAGGAAAUUGCACAAUCCUUUGAUACAGACACCAUUAUUGAUGAGUUUUGUGAUAUGAAAGAAAGAAGAUUGCAAUUCAAGCUUCCUAAAUAAAGUUUAAUGGCAUGGGUCUUGAAGGUGUUGAACAUCCAGCUUUUCCACUUCCUCUAUUAUGUUCAACCUUGGAUGUUUGAAGGUGCUGCAGAUACUACAAUAUCUAUCCUUAUAUUUUGUGUUUUUGAAGUGUGCUUACAUUGUUAAGGUACACAAUGUUGACUUUAUAUCUAGUAUUGUAUCUAGUAUUACAUUGGUGUGUGAUUUUGUCCAAAUUUGAUGAUCAUAUUAAUGUAUAUAUAAA
Messenger RNA from Cuscuta epithymum, 2709 nucleotides. The record is from the annotation of a GenBank genome assembly. Lineage: Eukaryota; Viridiplantae; Streptophyta; Magnoliopsida; Solanales; Convolvulaceae.